UUGCUUCAUUCUGGUCUCUGUUUAUAACUACCUGAAAACUACUAUAACAUUCUUCAUGAAAAUCAUUUACCAAAUUUUCCAUUAGGAGCAUGCAAUCUUAUCUAUGAUUUUUUGCUGCCUCUAUUCUAGUACAAUAUUUAAAUGAUCAUGCUGAUCCUAUAAUUUUCAGGGAUGGUCAAGAGAGCUUUAGCCGGAAAAUCUGGUAAAUAUGGCAGGACUGACUUGAAGAAAGACCCUGUGAAGAAGAAAGCAGCAGGGAAAACAAGAAAGUCCAGCAAACAGACUAUUCCACAAAGUGGUAAGAAGGCACUUGUUCCUAAAGAAGUUUUGGAAGCACUAAAAGAAAAUAGAAAAGAAAAGCAAGAUAAACGAAAAGAGGCGCUUGAAGAGAAAAAGAAGAACCCGAAGAAGAGGAAAUCAUCCGAACCCAAAGAGCCAAAAGAACCUCUGAAGAAGAAAGCUCUGAAAAAGGUUAGAAAAGCUUGUGAAGACAAUGAAUAUGAAAACCUUACCAAGAUAAAAGCACUGUGGGAAAAAGGCAGAGUAAAUGACAUUGCUGAUUCCAAACGAGCAGAGAUUGUUGCAGAGCUUAAGGAGUUAAUGGAAGGAAAAGUAGAGUCCCUCAUGUUCAAGCAUGAUCUUGCGCGAGUAGUCCAACUUCUCUUAAGACUUGGAAAAUCCGAAGACAAUAAUUUCAUCGUCCAAGAGCUACUUCCCCAUGUGUGUGAGCUAUCUAAAGCAAAAUAUGGUAAAUUUACUGUAAACUGCAUGCUGAAAAACACUUCUCCUAAACAAAGAAAACUAAUCUUCAAGGCAUUGAAAGGACAAUUCAAGAAACUUACACUUCACGCAGAGGCUGUAACUGUAAUUGAUACCAUGUACAACGACUAUGCUACCAGCAAAGAAAGAACAGAAAUGAUCACAGAAUUCUACGGAAAAGAGCUAUAUCUUUACAGAGAUCUUUUGUCAGAGCACUUUACCAAGGUUAUAGAACUGUAUCCUGAUAAGAAAGAAAAGGUUUUAGAAGAACUUUUAAACCACACCCAGGUGUUCAUAGAAAAGGGACUCACAGGUCACAUAAUUGUACAGCAUCUCAUGUUACAGUAUUUCCUUCAUGGCACCGAAGAAACCAUUCAAGAGUUAGUGUCCGAAAAGCUUAUUGAACAGAUUGUUAAGUUUGUUCACACUAAAGAAGGCUCCAAGAUAGCAAUGAGGUGUUUGUGGUACAGCAAAGCUAAGGAAAGAAAACUGAUCAUCAGAACCUUCAAGGGUCAUGUCAAGGACAUGUGCAUGAACGAAAACGGUUAUCUUGUUUUGUGUGCCUUAUUUGAUUGUGUUGAUGAUACAGUUUUACUCAAAAAAGCAAUCUUAUCAGAGAUUAUGGAAAGCAUUGACACCAUCACCAUGUCACAUUGUGGAAGAUUAUUGCUAAACUAUAUCCUGGCACCAAGAUCAACUAAACUUUUCCCUCCCAGUAUAAUUGACUUUCUGAAGAUUGGAGAUACAAACAGUGUGUCCAAGAAAGACCCCGAAGCGAGAAGAAAAGAGCUUUUAACCUAUGCUUCCCCCGGAAUCAUAGACAACUUCAAAGAUAAUGUUGAGAGUAUGUUGAUGGAAAACACAAGGACCUUACUCCUUACAUCUGCAGUUACUCAUGCCAAUUGUGACAUAACCGACCUUUUAACAGCAAUUGUUGAUCUGUUAGCCAGUGAUCUAUCACUUGUUGACACAACAACCAUGCACAUCCUCAUGAGAAGUGUCCAGCAGAACAAAGACCAUCAGAAGCAGUUCAAUGACAUAGUUACCAGCAAGAUCCCCCUGGAUGACAUCACUAAUUGGGCCAAGACAAAUCGAGGUGCUUUCUCUGUCCUCAGAUUGAUCGAGCAGAAAACUACGGACAAACACGAUGAACUGGUCAGUAGUUUGAAGCAGAGUGAUGUUACUAGUUUCGAGCAGUGUGCUGGUAGAGAUAAGUUGCUGGAAUUUUUAAACACUUGUUGAGGUGAAAGAGUGUAACGUGAUGGUUUUUAAACACAUUUUAUCUGCGGUUUUUUGGGGAUCUUUCUUAAUUUAUUACUAUCAGUAAUUUAUUGCUGUAGGUUUAAAGUUCCAAAUUUUAUUUACAAUUGUCCGUCCAUUCUAACUUACCAGUUUUACCCUUUUUAAGCAAAACUUUGACAUCUUCAAAA
Bolinopsis microptera is the source of this 2189-nucleotide messenger RNA. Its product is annotated as pumilio homolog 3-like. The record is from RefSeq and is a predicted model, not a curated record. Gene Ontology annotation, biological process: regulation of translation. The coding region runs from base 172 to 2001 and encodes 609 amino acids. Gene Ontology annotation, cellular component: nucleolus. NCBI's taxonomy places the organism in Eukaryota, Metazoa, Ctenophora, Tentaculata, Lobata, Bolinopsidae. Gene Ontology annotation, molecular function: mRNA binding. The transcript has a single exon.